Messenger RNA from Aureobasidium pullulans EXF-150, 621 nucleotides. RefSeq lists its product as uncharacterized. The transcript is spliced from 2 exons. The coding region runs from base 1 to 621 and encodes 206 amino acids. Gene Ontology annotation, cellular component: catalytic step 2 spliceosome; precatalytic spliceosome; Prp19 complex. Lineage: Eukaryota; Fungi; Ascomycota; Dothideomycetes; Dothideales; Saccotheciaceae. The record is from RefSeq and is a predicted model, not a curated record. Gene Ontology annotation, biological process: mRNA processing.
AUGCCUUUGAUACAGAGCUCACAAGAUUACCUCCCUUACAUUGACCCGGCACCGUCAGAGAACGAGCUGCAGUCAGCACGCGCUCUCAUCCAAGCCGAACUGCCAGAAGACCACAAGACGACCCUUCAUCCUUCAAUACCAGAACGUACACCCAUCAAGUUCAGCGAACUGGUCGAAUCCGAGCACGAAAGGCUAUCCUCGGGCGCAAAGAAAGAGGCUGGUAUUGAUAUGUCGCGCUACGAGGCCCAGGAUGCGCCUGCGACAAACGACAUGGAACAAUGGCGCGCAACUCUACAACAAGCAUACGCUUCUUCGGAGUAUCUGGAAUCGCGUCAAGUCAACCUAUCGCUCCUAGAGACAUACGGCAAGAACGCCUGGUUGAUCUCGAACGACCAACUUGAAGCCAUUCUACGCGACGCCGAGCGCGAAGUCUCGCAGAGGAAGAUUGAGCUUGAAGACAUUGACAGGAGUAGAAGAGAUGGCCAAAAUGCUCGCAAGGGCGAGCUGGAAGCGCUGGAGCAGCAGUGGAAGAUUGGCGUUGGCCAGAUGAUUGAGGUUGAGGUUGCCGCUGAGAGACUGCGCCUGGAAAUCCUGGACAAGAAAAGAGCUGGCGCAAAAUGA